AUGUGCCACAACGAUGGUCACCACUCGCCCGUCAGUCCCACGUUCUCCUUUUGGCCACCCUAUAAGGAAGAAGAGGACAACGAAGAAAAGAGAACAGUGUUUGUCAGCUAUCAUGCACAAAGCGCCGCCACUACACCAGCAAGAAUUGCAGAGGGGAAUGGAAUGAAAAUUUCCUACCAUAACAGCAGUCAACCCAAGGCGGUAGAUAAAGGCGGUAGAGGUUUUGCUGGACUCGCAGCACCGGGGACACCAACUACAUCCAUGCUCACAUCGUCUCAUAAACGCCCCACGGACCGACCUUCGGCUCUAGUCUCUCCACUCGCGUCGCUCAAGCGUUCGCGUAGCAGCAACGUUCGAGUGAGUCACUUGCGCAUGAAUCCCGCAACCGUGGGUGCUCCAAGGGCUCUGCUAAAGAAACCACCGCCACCACUACCACCUCCCCCAUCGCCGCAGCCAAUACCACGGCAAAAAUCACAUUCACAGCCACACGCACACAAUUCUGCCAAGAACGCAAUGGCAUGCAGCGACUUGUAUCUCCAGUCUCCGUCGGGAACUAGUAACAAGAAGUCAUAUACCUCCUCGAUCCAUGUCCACGUAAAUCCAGUUGCCCCGCCCAUCACGCUCGAUCUACGUGAACCAACAUAUCAACCAAAUACUGCUUCAAAUUCCACAAGCAAUGCGCUUCCUCAAUGCUCCGAACUACAGGAUUCACAUCCCAAGAGGACACACCACCUGUUCACCUUUUCUCGCUGUCCAUUAGACUUGAGAUACAGGGAAUUGCGGUGCAUGGAAGGCGUCGUUUUCCAAUCGACGCCAGCGAAAAGCACCAAGUUGUCCGUUGAGAAGGAGGCAUUUACCGACACUGAAGUGCCUUUGCCGAGUCCACGCAUCACCCUCGAAUCGUGUGAUAAGAGACGUGAAGAGGUCAUCUCUAGAACCAAGGAAUGUACCAUGUGGAACACCAGGGACGACGUCUUGACGAACGAUGUGACGAUAUUAAAACCACAUGAAGAGGUGUUUCCCUUUAUGCGAGGCACUGGAAACAUUAUUCAGCACUCCAAGGAGAUGACCAAUGACACUCCAAGCCUGAGCAGACUCAGAGUAGUCUCUCUUCGGGAGGGACGCGUGUGUGAAAUUGUGCGUCCCUUCUCACCCUUUCACGCACUCAUCUCCCUGGAGAAUUCGCAGAAAGCAUCUUUACGCUUUCAUGAACCGACAAACAGCAGGGCUGUCGACAGUACUCCAUGCAUUCGGCUUCAUGAAUCAGUGGUUAGGCAUGCAUCACUUGGUCAAAUCCUCAGUGAACCGCUGGCGGAUAAGUCCCGCAAUUUCCCUGCUCCCUCUCCAGAACCGAAAUUCGAUAUACCCCCUGACAGAAUCACCACUCCCCAAUCACCCUACUUGACAGAGAAUACCGUCUACUUCGAGGCACUUGGCAGCCAUUCCACUGCAUUCUGUCCAGAGGGGAGUCCACUCCUGAAUACGAAGGCAGAGGGAGUGGCCGUCUCACCACUGAAAAGAGACACAACACCGACUCCAAAGGAGACGAUGGAGCGCAUCAACAAACUACGUAGCAUCCUUCGAGUUGAUAAAAAGUUCUACCCACUUCAAGUGGAUAAAUGUGUGCAGGUAGAGCAGCCUGCAAGAAGGACUCUGGAUUCGUGGCAGAUAUCGAAGGAGUGUCAGGUGAAUCAACUACCCUCGGAUUUGUGGGACACUGCGACCAUCAGUGACACCUCAACCCACUCCUUCAACGAGCAUGAUGAUGUGGUCACCAACAUUGUUGAAGAUUACGGAGAUUGUGAGCCACUGCCAUCUUUCCGCGGACGUCCUCAACCACAAGAAAACGCCUCCUUUCCACUCCUCAUGAUGCGGCAGGAGCACAGGCUGCGCAAGCCAUCAUCCAAAUUUGUCCGCCGCCGACGCCGUACUAAAAUUCCAACUGUGAAGAUGGAAGAUGAAAGGGAUGCGGAAAUUACCUCAGGAGCGCCAUUCGUGGCAUCCCGAGCGAUCAGAUCUAUGUCGGUGGACGAGAGGCGGUGUCUGCCAUCGGCAGAGCAGGGAUCAACCUUUUCUGCCAACGAAUUCUCACCUCCAGUUUCAGCUACCACGUCGGCAACACGCUGGGAGGAGUGCAUAAACCGAGUGUACGCACGACGCAGAUAUCAUUCCGUCUCAAACAAUACCCACAUCCAAUCUUCUCGGCCAAAGCAAACCUCUCGCAAAUCCUGCACCAACGAUCGAAAGAGGCUGCAAGACUUGAGGUGCAGUUUAAUGAGGCAAACAUUUGCAUCGGCUCAACGAUGUAAAGCCAGUCAACCUAAUUAG
Molecule: messenger RNA, 2328 nt
Organism: Echinococcus granulosus
Lineage: Eukaryota; Metazoa; Platyhelminthes; Cestoda; Cyclophyllidea; Taeniidae
Exons: 1
Coding region: 1-2328 (775 amino acids)
Source: RefSeq, a predicted model, not a curated record